AGUCACUGUAUCUCUCUCUCUCUCUUUCCUCUCUCUGUCUCACACACACACUCACUCACACACACGCGCGCGCGCCGCGGCAGCAUGACCGGCGGUCCUAAAGACGGAGAUACCGAGGAAUACAUUCACUCACCGUUCAUCAGGAAACAAGGGAACAUAUACAAGCCAAACAACAAAGAUAUGGACAGCGACAGCAUCAACGAGAAAACCUUGCAGGACGUCCACACCAAGGAGAUAGACCUGGUCAACCGGGACCCCAAGCAUUUAAACGACCAUGUAGUUAAGGUGGACUUCGAGGACGUGAUCGCUGAGCCCGCGGGCACCUACAGCUUCGACGGUGUGUGGAAAGCCAGCUUCACCACGUUCACGGUCAGUAAGUACUGGUUCUACCGACUGCUGACGGCGCUGGUGGGCAUCCCGCUGGCGCUCAUCUGGGGCAUCUUCUUCGCCAUCCUGUCCUUCCUGCACAUCUGGGCGGUGGUGCCGUGCGUGAAGAGCUACAUGAUCGAGAUCCACUGCAUCAGCCAGGUCUACUCCAUCUGCGUGCACACCUUCUGCGACCCGCUGUUCGAAGCCAUGGGGAAGUGCUUCAGCAACGUCCGCCUCACCACCACGAAGGUGGUGUAGGAGCGCAAGGAAGUGAAGGAAGAAAUAAGGCUCGGGGGGUGGGGGCUGGGUGGGGGCUGGGUGGGGGUUAGGUGGUGUGGAGUGGAGAGAGUGGAGGGGAAUAAAAGAUUAAAAUGGAGAGAGGGAGCGAAAAAAUAACCCUUCAUGUUGAAGAGGUUGACGUGAAAAGAAUAGCGAGACUUUCCAGUCUCUGGUUAGCGAUUUUCGUCUCCCUCCGGUCUGGGUUUCUCUACGGAAAUAUCAAAUGUUAAGGAUUUUAUUUCAUUUGUUAGCGUUUAUCACGACACGAGCAGCAGGUCAGCCUUGCAUUUUAUUCCGCUUCCUGGGACAAGGCUGUGAAUCUUAACCUUUUGUUUUUGUCCCGCUUCACUCAUGCUUCAGUCCACAUAUAAAUCAUCCAUCGUCUUUUCCCCCGUUUUUUUUAUUUUUUUUUUUAUUUUUAACUAAAACUUAACCUUUGUUCUUUUCAUUCUUCAUAAUUACUUGUGGAAGUUUACUAAAGUUUAUAAAACAGAUCUUUGUCUAUGUGGAUCGUCACUAAAACGAAGCCCGAGCAGGAAAAACGUUCUCUUUUGUGAGAGACGUCCUAAAACUUUUAACGUGGAUAAUAAAGCUUAAUAAAAAUAAACCCACCAAAGCGCAGACAUUUUCCUGCUCAUCAACUCCCUCCUCUGUGUAAACUGACAUAAAACAAGACGGUAAAUAUUUACACGUUUAUGGUUUAUAGAGAGACGAUCAGCCAAUCGGAACAAUCGAACUAAUCUGCAAACGAAUUUUUUUUUAUUAAUAACAAUUAAUAAACGAGGACGUCAUACUGUAUAUAGAAACGAUUAUAUAAUUAAAACAGCAAUUUAAACAGCUUAAAAAAAAAUCAAGUCGUGUACAAGAUAAUCGAGAACUCGUGCGAUUCUUUUUGAUUUUUUUUUUUUUUGAGCAGAAAAUGUCUGUGCGCGAGUUUUAAAACACUAGUUAAGUGUUUGUGUGUGUUUUUUUCGCCUCUUCAGGGCUCCGUAUACUUUUUUUAAUUAUUAAUAAAAUGAUAAAGUGGGCGUGUUCCUGCUGAUUUUUUUUCGAGACUGCCCAUGACACUGCAUGCUGCCGUUGCUGUACCACGGGCCAAACUCGAGGCCAUUUGACUUUCAGCGUAAAGCUAACACGAGAAAGCGAGAGAGAGAGAGAGAGAGAGAGAGAGAGAGAGAGAGAUUGAGACCAUACCUGCUUUCGCAACACCAACUAACCAACUUUUUUUCUUCUUCUCAUUUGAGCGACGUUACAGACCGAUAAGCUUCUUCACUUAACUAAAACCUUAGAAGCUUUUUAGAGUCAGUGAAGCCCGAGCUUUUAGCUUUAGCAAACAUCCACUAUAUGAACAUGAAGUACUUUAUUUUAUUUUAUUUUUUAUUUUUCACAUAUUGUUCAUAACUCUUUAUCAAUCAGCUGAGGCGCAUUGCAUCACGACGUGAGUCGUACGUCUGUAUUUGUUUGUGCAAAGAGAAAUAAUAUUAAUAAUAAGUGCCUGGAAAAAAAAUUAAGAUAUCGAAUUCUUCUUGUUUUUUGAUUUCACACACUGGCAAAAGACUCAAGCUGGAAGAAGCUUUCAGCCCCUUGGACUCCAUGGAAACCGGGGCGCUUUUUCUCGUCUUUUCUACAGCCAUCGAGCUCCUUUUCUUUUCCUUUUUCUUUUCGACUCAGUCGCCUUACCGUCUGUCUACCUGCUGUCUCUGAGGACGGGAACGUGUCUGAUGAAAAGGGCGUCUUGCUACGGGAGAGCUGUAUUUUUUUUUUACAUACUGUACCUUCCUGCUUUUUACUGUAAACUUCACGCCGUGCACAUUAAAAAAAAAUGAAACCGUG
Molecule: messenger RNA, 2481 nt
Organism: Tachysurus vachellii
Lineage: Eukaryota; Metazoa; Chordata; Actinopteri; Siluriformes; Bagridae
Gene: cav1
Product: caveolin 1
Exons: 3
Coding region: 85-627 (180 amino acids)
Biological process (GO): negative regulation of protein tyrosine kinase activity; caveola assembly; negative regulation of endothelial cell proliferation
Cellular component (GO): caveola; perinuclear region of cytoplasm; Golgi apparatus
Molecular function (GO): transmembrane transporter binding; protein kinase binding; molecular adaptor activity
Source: RefSeq, a predicted model, not a curated record